AAAAAAAAGAAAGAAGCAAAGAAAACCCUGCGAGUACGUUCCCCAAUUUUCUUCUCUGUCUCUCUCGUUAGACAAGGGUCGGCCACUGUGAGUCUCGCAAUAAAAGGGCAAAUUUUUUGCAACAACCGCAGUUUCCAUAAGAACCCACCAAUUUUCUACUCUUUCUCGGCGCACUAUUUCAACUCUUUGCUCAUAGGGUUCUUUACUUUAUACAAAUUUUCCAUUCUCCUCCGCUAAGCUCAAUAAAAUUAAAUCUAAAUCACCCGCUGUGGAGGGUUUUCGAUUAUGGCCGACGAAAAUCACACUCAAGUUCCCGUCCCAGAAGAUGGGAUUUCAGAGCCCUCAAAUGGCAAUGAACAAGAAUCCGUCGAACUUGCUCCGACGUCGCAAAAGGAUGAAGAUGAUGUGAAAGAAGUGUCAAAGAAAAAGAAGAAGAAAAAUAAAAGCAAGAAAAAGAAAGAGUUGCAACAGACAGAUCCACCAUCUAUUCCCAUCAUUGAUCUUUUCCCGUCUGGGGAUUUUCCGGAGGGUGAAAUUCAAGAGUACAAGGACGAUAACUUGUGGAGGACUACAUCUGAAGAGAAGAGGGACUUGGAGCGCCUUCAAAAACCAAUGUACAAUUCCGUUCGCCGAGCAGCUGAAGUUCAUCGUCAGGUAAGAAAAUACAUAAGAAGCAUACUGAAGCCAGGGAUGUUGAUGACUGACCUAUGUGAGACAUUGGAAAGCACAGUUAGGAAGCUAAUAUCUGAGAAUGGUUUGCAAGCAGGCAUAGCAUUUCCUACAGGAUGUUCUUUGAACUGGGUUGCUGCUCACUGGACCCCUAAUUCCGGAGACAAGACUGUGCUUCAGUACGACGAUGUAAUGAAAUUGGAUUUUGGAACACAUAUUGAUGGAUGCAUUGUCGAUUGUGCAUUUACAGUUGCAUUCAAUCCUAUGUUUGAUCCACUGCUCGAAGCCUCACGUGAAGCAACUAACACUGGUAUCAAGGAGUCUGGAAUUGAUGUACGACUUUGCGAUGUUGGUGCUGCAAUCCAGGAGGUCAUGGAGUCGUAUGAGGUUGAAAUUAAUGGGAAGGUGUACCAAGUCAAAAGCAUUCGAAAUUUGAACGGACAUAGCAUUGGUCCUUACCAGAUCCAUGCUGGUAAAUCUGUUCCUAUUGUGAAAGGAGGGGAGCAGACCAAAAUGGAAGAGGGUGAAUUCUUUGCAAUUGAAACUUUUGGAUCAACUGGGAAAGGGUAUGUUAGAGAAGAUCUUGAAUGUAGCCAUUACAUGAAGAAUUUCGACGUCGGCCAUGUUCCACUGAGGUUGCCAAGAGCUAAGCAACUGUUGGCAACCAUCAAUAAUAACUUCUCAACACUGGCAUUCUGCCGACGGUAUUUGGAUCGCCUGGGUGAGACUAAAUAUCUUAUGGCAUUAAAGAAUUUGUGUGAUAGCGGCAUUGUUCAGGCAUACCCUCCAUUAUGUGAUUCCAAGGGCAGUUAUGUUUCUCAGUUUGAGCACACCAUUUUACUGAGGCCAACCUGCAAAGAAGUGAUUUCCAGAGGUGAUGACUAUUGAUAAUUUAAUUCUCUUAUGAAGCCUUUCUAUAAAGGCCACUUUUUUGCAAACUCAGCUAUGAACCUCUCUCUCUCUUCUGAUAUGACCGUGGCUACUAAGACAUUGUAAUAUAUUUUAUUUAGCAUUUUGACAUGCUUAUGAGUUAUAAAUUGGAGUCUUUUCUCUUUACUCUUUAAA
Messenger RNA from Momordica charantia (bitter melon), 1734 nucleotides. RefSeq names its product methionine aminopeptidase 2B. Lineage: Eukaryota; Viridiplantae; Streptophyta; Magnoliopsida; Cucurbitales; Cucurbitaceae. Gene Ontology annotation, molecular function: metalloaminopeptidase activity. The record is from RefSeq and is a predicted model, not a curated record. Gene Ontology annotation, biological process: proteolysis. Gene Ontology annotation, cellular component: cytoplasm.